AGCAAUCACGGGUGUUUAGUCUGCAGCCGAGCCGAGAAAGGGAGCGCGAACCGCCCGCGGAGGAGCCGCCGCAGACCCCGCCGCCGGCACCCUGCCCUGCAUGGAUUCCGACGGCUGGCGCGGGGCGCCGCGGAGGUGACGCGCCGAUUCUGCCUGCACCGCGGCCAGCCGGCCAGGCAGAGGCGAGGGUUGGGGGACUCCAUGCCGGGGAUAUCUGGAAGUCGUGACACGGUGUGUAUGCAACAAAAGUUUGCGAGCGGUUAAUUGCUGCUGUGUUAUUAAGAGGCGCUUUCAAGUUUCAAGUACCAAAUGUAGCUUAGCUUUAAGUUGCCAAAGGAAGUUGGGGGAAUUGCUUUGCUGUUUUAAGUUGCUUUGCGAGAGGAACCUCAUAAACCGACCGAUGUACCAAACGAAUGCUAAAAUGCACUUUAGAUUUGUUUUUGCACUCCUGAUGGUGUCUUUCAACUCCGAUGUGUGGGGCAAGAAUUUGAAAUACAGGAUUUAUGAGGAGCAGAGGGUUGGAUCGGUAAUUGCACGACUAUCAGAGGAUGUGGCUGAUGUUUUAGUGAAGCUACCUUAUCCUUCUACUGUGCGUUUUCGAGCCAUGCAGAGGGGAAAUUCUCCUCUGCUCGUAGUGAAUGAGGAUAACGGGGAAAUCAGCAUUGGGGCGAAAAUUGACCGGGAACAGCUGUGCCAGAAAAACUUGAACUGUUCCAUAGAGUUUGAUGUGAUCACUCUGCCCACUGAGCAUCUGCAGCUUUUCCAUAUUGAAGUUGAAGUGCUGGAUAUUAAUGACAAUGCUCCUCAGUUUUCACGAUCUCUCAUUCCUAUCGAGAUCUCAGAGAGUGCGGCCGUUGGGACUCGCAUCCCCCUGGACAGUGCAUUUGAUCCAGAUGUUGGGGAGAAUUCCCUCCACACGUACUCUCUCUCUGCCAAUGAUUUUUUUAAUAUUGAGGUUCGGACCAGGACUGAUGGAGCCAAGUAUGCAGAACUCAUAGUGGUCAGAGAGCUGGAUAGGGAGCUGAAGUCGAGCUACGAGCUUCAGCUCACUGCUUCAGACAUGGGGGUGCCUCAGAGGUCUGGCUCAUCCAUACUGAAAAUCAGCAUUUCCGACUCCAAUGACAACAGCCCGGCUUUUGAGCAGCAGUCUUACAUAAUUCAACUCUUAGAAAACUCCCCCGUUGGCACUUUGCUCCUAGAUCUGAAUGCCACGGAUCCAGAUGAGGGCGCCAAUGGGAAAAUUGUAUAUUCCUUCAGCAGUCAUGUGUCUCCCAAAAUUAUAGAGACUUUUAAAAUUGAUUCAGAAAGAGGACAUUUGACUCUUUUCAAGCAAGUGGAUUAUGAAAUCACCAAAUCCUAUGAGAUUGAUGUUCAGGCUCAAGAUUUGGGUCCGAACUCAAUCCCGGCUCAUUGCAAGAUUAUAAUUAAGGUUGUGGAUGUUAAUGACAAUAAACCUGAAAUUAACAUAAACCUCAUGUCCCCUGGGAAAGAAGAAAUAUCUUAUAUUUUUGAAGGGGAUCCUGUUGAUUCAUUUGUUGCUUUGGUCAGGGUUCAGGACAAGGACUCUGGGCUGAAUGGAGAAAUAGUUUGUAAGCUUCAUGGACAUGGUCACUUUAAACUUCAGCAGAGUUAUGAAAACAACUAUUUAAUCUUGACGAAUGCCACACUGGAUAGAGAAAAAAGAUCUGAAUACAGUUUGACUGUGAUUGCUGAGGACAAGGGGACACCCAGUCUCUCCACAGUAAAGCAUUUCACUGUUCAAAUCAGUGAUAUAAAUGACAAUCCUCCCUACUUCCAGAGAAGUCGGUAUGAAUUAGCAAUCUCCGAGAAUAACUCGCCGGGGGCAUUUAUCACCGCUGUUACUGCCACAGACCCUGAUGAUGGAGAAAAUGGGCAAGUUACAUACACUAUUUUGGAGAGUUUUAUCCUGGGAAGUUCCAUAACUACAUAUGUUACCAUUGACCCAUCGAAUGGACACAUCUAUGCCCUCAGAAUUUUUGAUCAUGAAGAAGUCAGUCAGAUAACUUUUGUGGUUGAAGCAAGAGAUGGAGGAAGUCCAAAGCAACUUGUGAGCAACACCACCGUUGUGCUCACCAUCAUUGAUGAAAAUGACAAUGUCCCCGUGGUCAUAGGGCCUGCGCUGCGCAAUAAUACUGCAGAAAUCUCCAUCCCCAAAGGGGCUGAAAGUGGCUUUCACGUCACAAGAGUAAGGGCAAUUGACAGAGACUCUGGUGUGAAUGCUGAACUCAGCUGCUCCAUAGUAGCAGGAAAUGAGGAUAAUAUCUUUAUAAUUGACCCACGAUCAUGUGACAUCCAUACCAAUGUGAGCAUGGAAUCUGUUCCCCACGCAGAGUGGGAGCUCGCAGUUAUCAUCCAGGACAAAGGCAAUCCUCAGCUGCAUACCAAAGUCCUUCUGAAGUGUGUGGUCUUUGACUACACAGAGUCAGUGACAAGUACAGCAAUGACCCCAGUGAGCCAAGAAUCUUUGGAUGUCUCCAUGAUUAUAAUUAUUUCCUUAGGAGCAAUUUGUGCAGUGUUGCUGGUUAUUAUGGUGCUGUUUGCAACCAGGUGUAACCGAGAAAAGAAAGACACAAGAUCCUACAACUGCAGGGUGGCAGAAUCAACUUACCAGCACCACCCCAAAAGGCCAUCCAGGCAGAUCCACAAAGGGGACAUUACGUUGGUGCCUACCAUCAAUGGCACUCUACCCAUCAGAUCUCAUCACAGGUCGUCUCCAUCUUCAUCUCCCACCUUAGAAAGAGGGCAGAUGGGCAGCCGGCAGAGUCACAACAGUCACCAGUCCCUCAACAGUUUGGUGACAAUCUCAUCGAACCACGUGCCAGAAAAUUUCUCAUUAGAACUCACCCAUGCCACUCCUGCGGUUGAGCAGGUCUCCCAGCUCCUUUCAAUGCUUCACCAGGGGCAAUAUCAGCCAAGGCCAAGUUUUCGAGGAAACAAAUAUUCUAGGAGCUAUAGAUAUGCCCUUCAAGACAUGGACAAAUUUAGCUUGAAAGACAGUGGCCGUGGUGACAGUGAAGCAGGGGACAGUGAUUAUGAUUUAGGGCGAGAUUCUCCAAUAGACAGGCUGCUGGGCGAAGGAUUCAGCGACCUGUUUCUGACAGAUGGAAGAAUCCCGGCAGCCAUGAGGCUCUGCACGGAGGAGUGCAGGGUCCUGGGACACUCGGACCAGUGCUGGAUGCCGCCGCUGCCCUCGCCCUCCUCCGACUACCGCAGCAACAUGUUCAUCCCGGGGGAAGAGUUCCCAGCGCAGCCCCAGCAGCAGCACCCGCACCCGGGGCUGGACGAGGACGCCCAGCCUGGGGAUGCCGGCGAGAAGAAGAAGAGUUUCUCCACCUUUGGGAAGGACUCCCCGAACGAGGAGGACGCGGGGGACAAAAGCACAUCCUCGCUGCUCUCGGAGAUGAGCAGCGUGUUCCAGCGCCUCCUGCCCCCGUCCCUGGACACCUACGCCGAGGGCAGUGAGGCGGAUCGGUCCAACUCCCUGGAGCGCAGGAAGGGGCCUUUGCCGGCCAAGGCCGCGGGCUACCCGCCGGGCGUGGCGGCCUGGGCGGCCAGCACGCACUUCCAGAACCCCGCGGCCAGCCCCGCGCCCGCCCUGGGGGCCCACCCCGGGGCACAGCCCUCGUCCAAGUGGCUGCCGGCCAUGGAGGAGAUCCCCGAAAAUUACGAAGAAGACGACUUUGACAACGUACUCAACCACCUCAACGAUGGGAAACACGAACUCAUGGACGCCAGUGAGCUGGUGGCCGAGAUUAACAAGCUGCUCCAAGACGUGCGCCAGAGCUAGGAGACUUGAGAAGCGUUUUUUGUUUCCAUAUGUGUGGAAAUGGGGGACAGAGAAAACCCUGAAAGAACGGGCAUUGCCAAAUCGUUGCAUUUAUCAUAAAUGUGUCUGUGUAUAUUGAAUAUUAAAUACUGUAUUUUCGUAUGUACACAAUGCAAGUGUGAUUAUUUUAAUCUGUAUUUUAAAAAUACAUUUGUACCUUAUAUUUAUGUGUAAUUUAACAGACAAAUUUUAUUUUUUUACUCCCAUGACAAACAUGUCUUUCCUAAUCAUGUAGAACAUAGCCACUGUUCAAUUCUGAUAUACUAUUCAACCAGAAAAUACAAAGGCACUGCUUAGAUGAGUUACGUUGGGGAAGAAAGUGUUAUGCCGUAGGAUCAGCCCCACUAAAGCAUUAUAGAGUUCUCACUUCUAUUAAGGCACCCAACUUUUUCUCCAAUACUUUUUAAAU
Pteronotus mesoamericanus is the source of this 4256-nucleotide messenger RNA. It is a transcript of the gene PCDH18, whose product is annotated as protocadherin 18. Gene Ontology annotation, biological process: homophilic cell-cell adhesion. The record is from RefSeq and is a predicted model, not a curated record. NCBI's taxonomy places the organism in Eukaryota, Metazoa, Chordata, Mammalia, Chiroptera, Mormoopidae. Gene Ontology annotation, cellular component: plasma membrane. Gene Ontology annotation, molecular function: calcium ion binding. Bases 401 to 3808 code for a protein of 1135 amino acids. The transcript has 4 exons.